UAUUAUUAGGCACAAGGUAAGACCCCCCCUGACAGCGCAGCAUCUGGUUUGUUCCAUCGUUCGCCAUCUCUUCUCUCUCACACAUCAGCAUCAUCAUCAUCUGCAACCCCUAUCUUUCUCCCUCGAACCCACUGUACAUCUCUCUCUCUCUCUCUCGCUCUUCUUGGUCUUCAUGGAUCUUUCUCUCCCUAUCUCCACCUUCUAACCUCUCGGCUUCAGCCUAUCUUCUUCAUAAUUUGCUGAAUUGCUAAUUGUCUUAACACAGGAAGUCUUUUUGCUUUCUCUCCUGUUGUGUUUCCUCCUUUCUUCUUCACCCCUCCAUGGACUGAACCCUUUGCCAGUUCUCCGACUGCCCCAUCUCCCGUUUUCCUCCUCUCUUUCUUCUGACUGAGGUGAGCGAGCGAGAGAGAGAGAGAGAGAGAGAGAGAGAGGAAGGAGAGAAUUCAGUCCAACCCUGAGGUUACAAGCUGUGGUAAUAGAAAGUGGAAUCAUAACAGCUAGCAGAUUUGUCACUGCUCCAAAGUGUUGAGGAAGGUCGAAAGGAGAGAGGAGAGAGGAGAAUAGAUCCAAAGGCAUGCAGCAGCAAGGAGGGUCCAGAUACGGAGUGCCGCCCUGCGAAAUGACCCCGUUCUCGCCCGAGCCGCCCGCUUCCCGAGCACACCUGCUUGGAAUUCCCGGUCCCGAGCCGCUCCAAGAUCCGCCGCUGGCCGAGGCGCCGUCGCCCUUAAGCAGCCGCCCCCCGGCGGCGAAUUUCGAUGAACUAGCUCCCGGCGCCGCAGGAGGCAACUUUCCGGAGGACGAUGGCGAGGGGGGUGAGAGAGGCGGCAGUGGCGCGACCGGAAACCGGUGGCCGCGCCAGGAGACGCUCGCCCUGCUGCAGAUCCGCUCCGACAUGGACUCCGCCUUCCGGGACGCCACCCUCAAGGGACCGCUUUGGGAGGAGGUCUCCAGGAAGCUGGCGGAGCUGGGCUACAAGAGGAGUGCCAAGAAGUGCAAGGAGAAGUUCGAGAACGUGCACAAGUACUACAAGCGCACCAAGGACGGCCGCGCCGGUCGCCAGGACGGCAAGAGCUACCGCUUCUUCAGCCAGCUCGAAGCUCUCCACGGCGGCAGCAGUGGUGGCGGAGGAGGCGCCACUGGCAUGGUGGGCCCACCCGCCAGCAGAGCUCAGCCUAUCUCUGCCGUAGCCCCAUCGACGCUUACGGUGCCCACUAGGGCGGUCGUCCCGGAGCCAACCCCUCCCCUUGGCCCGCAUGGAAUCUCCAGCUCCGCCGCCGUAGGUAUCAGCUUCUCGUCGAAUUCUUCGUCUUCUGCGUCGUCUGAGUCCGACGACGAGGAGACCGAAGAGGCCGGGGAGAGCCAGGAAGGGAGGAAGCGGAAGCGCGGCGGCGGGGACUCGGGAAGUAGCAGGAAGAUGAUGGCAUUCUUCGAUCGGCUGAUGAAGCAAGUGAUGGAGCGGCAGGAGGCCAUGCAGCAGCGGUUCUUGGAUGCCAUAGAGAAGAGAGAGCAGGACAGGAUGAUCCGAGACGAGGCGUGGCGGCGGCAGGAGAUGACGCGGCUCAACCGCGAGCAGGAGCUCUUGGCGCAGGAGCGGGCCAUGGCCGCGUCCAGAGACACCGCCAUAAUCUCCUACCUUCAGAAGCUAAGCGGCCAGACGAUCCCGAUGCCCACCAUGCCUGCUACCCCUGUGUCGCAUGCACCGCCGCCACAAUCAGCCGCACCUCCACGAAAGCCACAGCCUCCACCGCCGCCGCCGACGACGCAGCAGCAGCAGCAGAGACCGCUCACUUCGGUACAAUCACCUUCGAAGCAGCAUGUGGUUCAGAGUGACCACCACAUCACCGAGAUGGCACGGCAUCAGUCAUCAUCGGGGACAGAGCUCGUCCCCAAUACGGAGCCUCAGGAUGCAGAGGAUGGCGCAAACCUGGAGCCCAUGUCGUCGUCCUCGCGGUGGCCAAAGACGGAGGUGCAUGCUUUGAUCAACCUCCGGAGCGGUCUCGACUCGAAGUACCAUGAGGCUGGACCGAAGGGACCACUGUGGGAGGAGAUCUCAGCCGGAAUGCAGCGCCUCGGCUACAACCGGAGCGCCAAGCGGUGUAAGGAGAAGUGGGAGAACAUCAACAAGUACUUCAAGAAGGUGAAGGACAGCAACAAGCAUCGACCCGAUGACUCCAAGACCUGCCCUUACUUCCACCAAUUGGAUGCCCUCUACCGCAACAGGCUCCUCGGCAGUGGCAGCAACGUGGGCACUCAACGUCAGGAAGGCCAAGAAGUCAAUCCCGCUUCCAAUCAACAGCAGAGUGGCGCACCAAUGAAUCUGUCAUCAACGCCCCCUCUUCAUCAACCUGCCGCAGAGGCCGAAAGCAAGAACGAGAAGAACUGCAGCAAUAACAGUGGAUGCGAUGGGAAUUCUGAGGGUGGCGGCGGUUCAAAUGCCAUACAGGCACAAACUGGCAAUGGAGGACUUCCAUCGAGCUUCUUCGACGAAGGGUUGAAGAAGACAGUAGUCAUUGCGAAGGAGCCGAUGGGGCAACAGCAAGCUGCGUUCAAUGACUACGAUAAGUUAAAUGAAGCUGACAGCGACAACAUGGACAAAGACGAGGAGGACGACGAUGACGAUGAUGAGGACGGGAAAAUGCAGUACGAGAUACAGUUCCAGAGGCAGAACGUGAGCGCCGGCAGCGGAGGAAACACGUCCACGGCCACUGCGGGCUCCUACUUGGCAAUAGCUCAAUAGAUUUGGUAUACCGAAAGCUCUCGAUCUUCUACCUUAACCACCACUGCAAGCAUCAGAACUACUAUAGCGUGUUGCAUGCUCGACAUCAAACAGUUGAUCGAUGACGACGACGUCGACACAUAUCAUCUCCUCAAUCCAUCCAUUGCUAUUCGUUGAUUUGUUUGUGGAAUAAGAACCCUCUCAGGGUCAACGGUGGGGACAAAAAUCAGCACGAAGGCACAGACAGCAUUCACCAAGGGUAAAGAAGAGUCCAUAAGAGAGAGAGAGAAGUAGAGACAGAGAGAUGAGGUGAAAUGUGUACAUGGCCUGUACAUUGAAUUGCUGAAACCAGGGGAGUCUGAAGACGAUCCUCACUGUCUCUACAUCUCAAUCUUUUCUCUUUCUCUUUUCCUUAUUGACAUUAUUGAACCAUUGUGAAGGUCUCCAGUAUUGGUUUGUAUAUGGAAUGUGACAGUGUAAAUUCCUA
Messenger RNA from Musa acuminata AAA Group (dessert banana), 3203 nucleotides. Its product is annotated as trihelix transcription factor GTL1. The transcript has 3 exons. Bases 575 to 2737 code for a protein of 720 amino acids. NCBI's taxonomy places the organism in Eukaryota, Viridiplantae, Streptophyta, Magnoliopsida, Zingiberales, Musaceae. The record is from RefSeq and is a predicted model, not a curated record.